This is a messenger RNA of Psylliodes chrysocephalus, 1167 nucleotides long. The record is from the annotation of a GenBank genome assembly. Lineage: Eukaryota; Metazoa; Arthropoda; Insecta; Coleoptera; Chrysomelidae.
CGCAAUGAGUGUGCCAUAGAACAAAGCGCAUAACCUUACUUUAUUUUAAAUUAAAAUAGUACAAGUUCAAUAAAGUUCAAAAGUUCCAUAAAAUGUCUUUAUCUUUAUACACUAGAAAAGCAUUUCUCAAAACAUUUACACCUACUGUUCAAUGUCAACGAUUUAGAGGAAAAAUAAAUGUACAGAAACCUAAACCACCCCAUUUUGAAAGAGCUACUUAUUUGGCAUUAUCAAAACCAUGGUUUAUAAAUCCAAACAAAUUAAAAACUUCAGUAGAACUUUGUAAAUAUAACGAAAAAUUAUAUAAUGAUGAAAAUGAAAUUAAUCAAUAUAGUAGAAUCUUGGCCAAAGAGCUUUACACAUAUUUUUCUUCAUCUAAGCUUAUAGUAUUUUACCACCACAAUUCCAUAAAAGCCGAUGAACAGUUUAAAUAUUACUCUAUGUUUAAAAAGCAAAAUAUGGAAUUAAAGAAAUAUGGAAAAAAGGUUUUGCAAUUGGCUGUCUCUGGAACUCCUUAUGAAACUGUUUUAGAUUUUUACUCAACACCUAAUAAUAUGAUUCUUUUCAGUCCAGAGUCUGAAAUUGGCAAAGUUUUAAAGAUUACAAAGAAAUGUUCUCAACUUGUGUUAUUAACUGCUAUUGUUGAAAAUAAAUUAUUAACGACAGAAGAUCUUGCCAAAUACAGUAAGAUUCCAAAUAUCCAAGCAGCACAAGCAGAAUUGGUGCAUCUAAUCUGUAGCAUUGGAAAUAAUCUAGUUACUAAUUUAAAUUCCCAUCAAACUAAUUUAGUUUCACAUUUAGAUACUAGAAUUAAACAUUUAGAAGACAAAUAAAUAAAUUUAUUAAAACAAAAUGUUGUUUUUUUCAAAACAUUUUUGAAUCAAUUGUGUGAAUCAAUGUACUGUGUUAAAUAAAGUUUAUGAAGGAGAAUUGUCAUACAUUUAAUUUUUAUUUUUUUAACUUCUUCUUUUCCAAUUUUAUUGAAGAUUUUAAUGAUUUAGUCUUCUCCACUCUCGUUUUGGCAAUAGCAUACUUGCAAUAAAAUGCAAAAUUGGGUAAACACAAGAAUCUGAUUAGUGGUAAAUUACGUAGGUAUAUUCGACAAAAAUAUUGCAUAUUUAUUUUUGUCUCUUCCUGAGAAAAUAUCUUCGCAUUUCUUGGGGGAAA